This is a messenger RNA of Canis lupus familiaris (dog), 2744 nucleotides long. RefSeq names its product alkB homolog 2, alpha-ketoglutarate dependent dioxygenase (gene ALKBH2). Gene Ontology annotation, biological process: DNA repair. Bases 940 to 1719 code for a protein of 259 amino acids. The record is from RefSeq and is a predicted model, not a curated record. NCBI's taxonomy places the organism in Eukaryota, Metazoa, Chordata, Mammalia, Carnivora, Canidae. The transcript has 4 exons.
GCUUUCACAGUGAACUAGGGCCAGGUGGGGUCCUGCGUGCUGCCUAACCUCGAAGGUUUGGGGGAGACUUUAACCGAGGUCCCGAGGAUUAAACCCUAAAACUCUGCAUCCUCUACGAGGCACCGCCGUGUACUCCCCAGCCAUUCUCGGCCCGAGCUCCCUCCCUACAUCCAGACCCUCCUCGGGGUCCUCUGGGUCCUAGCUGCAAAACAAAUCCCAAAUUCAACAGCAGCUCUUCAAGCCCUGGCCACAAUCCCUGGCUGCCCUCCCCUUUCUUAUGACAGUGAUCUUUUCGAGAUGUAAAUUAAUCGUGGUCAUCCCCGGGUUAGCCAGAUUUGUUUCAGAAUAAACCUCAGCGGCUUAGGCUGCUGGCAGAGCUGUUUCCCUCCAACCCAGCCCCUAUUACCGGGAGGUGACUCAGUCUGGCUCUCAGCACUGGACAUAGCCAGCUUGUCCCUUGUGCGGCCUGUACACUCUUGCACACGGUGUCUCCCCACCUGGUAAGCCUUGGGUCUCACCUCCUUGGAAAGGCCUUCUCUUGACCCCACACGUCCUAGCAGGUGAUCCUAUGGCUUCUGUGCUGUCUAAAAUUAAUGUGUAUUUUCCUUGUUCAUUUGCCUCCACCUCCAAAAUUUAAUCCUGAUGAGGGCAGGGACUUCAUCCUUAUUACAGCACCUAGGGAGAGAAGCCCGGUGUGUCCGGGGAGAACCUCGUAACUCAGCAUCAUUCGCCCUCAACAGCUUGGUGAAGUACAUCUCAGUUUGGGUGCAAAGUGAAAGGACAUGGUGUUGAAAGUGGAAACUUGAAAAACACGGAGGAGUGCUGUGGGACCACUUGGCCACCACGCCAAUCUUUGCAUCUGGGACAGCCGGGCGAUCUCUCGCUCGCUCUCUCUCUGCCCUGCUGCCAGCUCCCAGGUCUUUGCUUUGUGGAGACAGGAUGGACAGAUUCCUGGUGCCGGGGGCUUUAGGGAGCCUUGUGGGGAAGAGGGAAGGAGAGGCGAACCCAGAAGAUCCAGCAGGGCGGAGAGCAGAGGAGAGCACCAGGAAGAGGCCCAGGGCAGAAACCCUCGGCAACGCAGGCCCCCUGGCCAGCCCCACCUGGCGGCACAUCCGGGCUGAGGGCCUGAGCUGUGAUUACACAGUCCUGUUUGGCAAAGCUGAAGCAGACAAGAUUUUCCAGGAGCUGGAGCAGGGAGUGGAGUAUUUUACAGGUGCACUGGCCAGGGUCCAGGUAUUUGGGAAGUGGCACAGUGUGCCCAGGAAGCAAGCGACCUAUGGCAACGCUGGGCUAACCUACACGUUCUCGGGCCUCACUCUGUCUCCAAAGCCCUGGAUCCCAGUUCUAGAGCAUGUCCGGGAUCGUGUUUCUGUGGUGACAGGAGAGACCUUCAACUUUGUGCUUGUCAACAGGUAUAAAGAUGGCUGUGACCACAUUGGUGAGCACAGAGAUGAUGAACGAGAACUGGCUCCCGGGAGCCCCAUAGCUUCUGUCUCCUUUGGGGCCUGUAGAGACUUCUUCUUCCGGCACAAGGAUUCUCGGGGGAAAAAGCCCUCUCGGAAGGUGGAGGUGGUCAGGCUUCAGCUGGCCCACGGAAGUUUGCUUCUGAUGAACCAUCCGACCAACACUCACUGGUAUCACAGUCUCCCUGUACGAAAGAAGAUUCUAGCUCCACGGAUCAAUCUGACAUUUCGCAAAAUUCUGCCCACUAAAAAGUAGGAACUUUGUCAGUGGUUCAUACUUCUAUUUUCUCCUUCCUUUUCUACUCCAAGUGGGAGCUGGCAUCUCCUUUCUCAGCAGGGAACAUAGGAAAGGCUUAAUCCAAGGAUGGGGCUUAUUACAUAACAAUGCAGAAUUCAGAAAGAAGAUGGCAGUUAUCAAAUUGGUCAAUUAUGAAAGAAUACCAGUUGAUGUUUUUUCCUAACAAAAAGAUUCUUUUAUUACUAUAAUACACAGCAGAUACAAAAGGUACCUUUUGCAAAUACAUAAAUCAGCAGUUAUUACAGCAUAAACUACUAGUUUAACUUAGGUUUGUGCCAAGAGAAGCCACUUUGUAAAUAACUUAAAGCUAGAAAUAAGAUGCUACUUAAUGUCUAAUAAUUUACAAAAUGAGGAAGUCAGCUUUAAGUCUAGUUAAGAGACCUUGCAUGGGUGUCAUUCACAUUUACAGCCUUGGCUCAGAUCCUGGCCUCUGACCAACAAAUUGCUUACAGCUAAAUGUUUUGUGCCCGGCAUCUCUCUUUAACGGCAGAUUUCAAAGAGUAAGCGGGGGCAGAAGAGCAGUUACUAGAAGCUACCGCUUCGCAGUGCAGUGUAAGGUCACGUCAUUGGGCAUUUGAUUCCUCCAGACUCAGGUAAAACAGGUGUACUUGUUUCAACCACAGAGCCAGGGAAGGGGCGUCAGCAGGGAGGGCUCAGGUGCUUCAAGCUGCCCCUCUCUCCCUGACGUCCGUGGCCUGGAGAACCUUCACAGGAUGUUCAAUCGGUAGUGAGUUUUGAGUCCUCAGGGGUGCAUACUGGGCCCAGUGGGGCAGUGAUCACCUGGGCCCCUUCUGCUGUGAGCAGACACCCAGGCCUGGUCUAGAAGUGUUUGUUAGCUGGCCCCCGCCAGGGGAAGCACAGUUCUCUGCCUCACCUCGGGUGACCUCUUAGAAAACUCUGAUUCUAAACCUUAACUCUGAAGAGUCCAUUUGAAUUUGGUAUCUUUUUUUUUUUUUUAAAUAAAAAAACCUAGCUAAAACAUA